AUGCCACCAAAAAUCGCUAUCAGUGACGACGAGUCUGAGGGGCAGAUAAAUGACCUUGUUUCUGAAUCAGAUGAGUUGAGUGAUGUUGUAUUGGAUGAUGACGAAGACGAUGAAGAUGUUGAAGAAGACGAAGUUGACGACUUGGCUGAGGAUUCAGAAGAAGCUUACGAGCCAGAAAUAACAGCGAGACCGCAACGUUCAGGACGCACACGUGAGACCCGAAAGCGGCAACUAGCAUUUUACGAAGAGGAUGAAGUCACGGAAAGUGAAGAUUCUACACCCCAGCAUAAAGUGUCAGUCAAAUUGAAAGUGCCUAGGCGUCGGGCCGAUGAAUUGAGUGAAACAGAAUCUGACUACAAGCAAGAUAUGCUGAGGAUGACAGAGCGGCAGCGAGCAAAAUUAUUGGAUGACGAGCUGGAAAAGUAUGAGGAACUGAUGUUUGCAAAGAUGGAUGAACAGCUCCUUAGUUUGAACCGUAAAACGGCCAAGAAGAAGGAAACAGCUGAGCAAAUGGCAUUACGUAAAGCCGAAAAUGCUCGUCGCCGGGCUCACUACAAGACGAAACAGCUCGAAGAGGAAAAACGUGAUACCUUGAAUAAGUUGUUGAAACGCCGUGCCACAAAAACGCGAGAAAAGCCGUCGGACGAAGUGCCUGAACUGAAGCGGACCCUUAAGCCUCGCAGACCGCAAGCAGCACAUCCUGCGCUCAUUCGUUGGGUAUGUAGACCCAGCCUGUCCUUGAUCGGGCUUCCCGAAUGA
Messenger RNA from Clavispora lusitaniae ATCC 42720, 759 nucleotides. RefSeq lists its product as uncharacterized. Gene Ontology annotation, biological process: chromatin remodeling. The record is from RefSeq and is a predicted model, not a curated record. Gene Ontology annotation, cellular component: Ino80 complex. NCBI's taxonomy places the organism in Eukaryota, Fungi, Ascomycota, Pichiomycetes, Serinales, Metschnikowiaceae.